Messenger RNA from Aphanomyces invadans, 160 nucleotides. RefSeq lists its product as hypothetical. The annotation marks the transcript as partial. The transcript has a single exon. NCBI's taxonomy places the organism in Eukaryota, Oomycota, Saprolegniomycetes, Saprolegniales, Verrucalvaceae. The record is from RefSeq and is a predicted model, not a curated record.
AUGAAGUACCAAGCUGUUACGUCACCAGACGGAAUUAUUGUUCAUCCCUUUGGCCCUGAGCCCGGCUCGCGCUAUGACGCCUAUCUCCUUGCGCGCAGCGAAUUGGUGCAAAACUUGAAGCACAAGCUCGUCUUUGAUGGCACUCGCUUUGUCAUAUACG